AUGCUACGGAAGUAUCUCUACAACAAUCCUCCUGCUCCGAAUCAUACCGCUGGUGCUACUCCUCAGCUUUACAACUACGAAGUGCUGGAAAUCUUCAUGGCAAAUAACAAGGAUCAGUACGUAGAGAUCGAAUUGGGUCCGCACCAGCAAUGGCUCUGCCUUCUCCUCGAUGGCGAACGAAAAAGCUUCAAUGAAGAUGUAUCACGAAUAAACGCCUACGAGAUUCAUAAUGAGAAUGACACAACAGUGUAUGAGGCCAUGAAUCCGACUCCUUACGGAAAGUAUAAGGGUCCGGACUUCCAUCGCCUGAGCUACUUCGUAACCUUUGACCCAUUGCUCAUCAUUGCUAAAGAAUACUUCGAUGAGUUCCGGCCGUAUCUGGACAGUAGGUAUGGUGACCUAUGGGCUGGCCAUUACUGA
Molecule: messenger RNA, 420 nt
Organism: Cooperia oncophora
Lineage: Eukaryota; Metazoa; Nematoda; Chromadorea; Rhabditida; Trichostrongylidae
Source: the annotation of a GenBank genome assembly